AUGGUACCGUUUGACGAUGUUGAAGAGGAGUGUAUAGACAAAAGUCCGUACUGUACAGCCAAUGAUUGUAAAGUUCGACCUGGCUAUGCUCUUGUAUACUGUAAGAAGACUUGUGGCAAUUGUGAGCCAUUCUGUUAUGACUCCCAAAUUAUUUCCUGCAAAGAGUCGAGAAAGCGAGAAUGCGAUUCGAUGUUGAAAGAUUACUGUCCAUUGUUGUGUGGAGUUUGUCGAGCAAAGAAGAAAAAGCUUAAGAAAACUAAAGGAGCCAGAUUGAUGUUCACUCCUGUGAGCGCUGCCAAAUUUGAAGUUCUACAGAAAUUUUCUUCUUCGAAGUCAUCGAAGCCCGAUACUUCGGCGAUAAGUACAACAACUCGAGUACCCAUAAUCAUCCCCGCAGUGGUAAGAUCCUCUUCUUUUUCGGAUGGUCCAUCUACAUCCACUCCCAUUUUUAGGUCAUCAACAGAAGAUGGAGAUUCCAAUCCACUCCCAUUCUUGGACACAAGUAGUGCAGAAAGUAGCCCAAUACUUGUAGAGGAGGACGACAAAGAGGGGCUCCAUCCUGCCUUUGGGGAGCACGUCGAACGACUUCCAGAUUCUGACGUAGAAGCUAUGGAUAAUGGUUUCUCUGCGCCCGAGUCUGUGAGAAUUGUGCUAAAACCACCAUGGCCGAGGCGAGAACCUCAGGAGCACUUCUCCAAGUUCCCACACAGUUUAGACAGAUCUUCGAUUCCAAUUUUACCUACUGAAGCAUCAAGGUUUCAUCCAUCAUUACCCCCACCUCGAUGGCUGUUUCCACAUCAGGAAGAAACGCAGUCAUAUCUAGCCUCUCACUCUGCUUUCUUCCCUAAUCGCUACAGCCAGAACGUUUAUGGACAAUUUGGAUCCGGACUUCACUUAGAAAGUUCCGAAGAUGCUCCUGUGAACUUGGGAGAGCUGAUUGCCCUGCUGGGUUUACAGUGUCUAGAUUCUAUCAAAAUCGACUGUAAUAAAGUGCGGCGUCUUGGUGGUUGCAGGUUGCCCAUAGCCGGAGAAUACUGUUCAAAAACUUGUCGACUUUGUGCAUUACCAGCAAGAAUUGCCGAGAGCCUUCCACCGUGCAAGGAUGAGCUGGAUACAUGUGAAAAUCUAGCUGAAAGUGGCGUAUGCGAUCAUCCUUACAGUAAGAAGGCCUUGAGGACCUACUGCGCCAAAAGCUGUGGUCACUGUCGUGAGUCGCAAUAUUAUAUGAACGAUGCAUAUUAUAGGCGAAUGCCUAGGAAGAAGCAAAGGAAACCACCAAAAAUGCCACUAGGAUAG
Messenger RNA from Cylicocyclus nassatus, 1296 nucleotides. The record is from the annotation of a GenBank genome assembly. Lineage: Eukaryota; Metazoa; Nematoda; Chromadorea; Rhabditida; Strongylidae.